Messenger RNA from Phaedon cochleariae (mustard beetle), 2324 nucleotides. The record is from the annotation of a GenBank genome assembly. Lineage: Eukaryota; Metazoa; Arthropoda; Insecta; Coleoptera; Chrysomelidae.
CUCUUAUCAAUCUUAUUUUAAUUUUUACCCGUGGCAGUGCUGUGCGAGCUAAUAAUAGUAAUAAUCAGCUAUUUUUAAUUUUAAACUUUCAUUUUUCCCAUCCUAAUUCCUAAGUUAGUUCGGCGGGUGUGCUCUAUUGUGACGGCAGCGUUUUUGGGUUAUCUAGGUGAAAAAUUACGUAAGAUAUACCUAAAACGAAUUAUUUUGUUGCAUAGCCUCAUGAGUUUACACUGAAAACCACCCAAUUAUUUCCCAACAUUAAUCCGUCUUCUCUCCAAUCUCUUGUGCCAGUGAAAAAUCUGGAAUCAACCCGUGAUGUUGAACUCAAGAAUCAUGUCCAGAUUUGGACCCAUGAAAUUUCGUCCUGUGGAAGUAUUAAAAGCCAUCCCCACAGCCUGUAAUAACCUGCAGGGCCGUACCUAUGCCGAUCACGUCAUUCCCGACCGACUCAAAGACAUGCCGACGAACCCCAAUCCGAGGUUCUUCGACAUGGUCGAGUACUUCUUCCACAAGGCCUGCGUUCUGGUUGAAGACAAGCUGGUGGAGGACUUGGGCAGAGUGAAGGGAUCCAGGUUGACUUUGGAACAAAGGAAAGCCAAAGUCAAGGGUAUCUUGACGCACAUGGAGCAGUGCGACCACAUCAUUGAAGUGGCUUUUCCCAUCAAGAGGGACAAUGGGGAGUAUGAGAUCAUCAAAGGGUAUAGAGCCCAGCACAGUACCCAUAGGACUCCAUGCAAAGGAGGUAUGCGUUUUUCCAUGGACGUAUCCAGAGACGAGGUGAAAGCCUUGGCCGCUCUGAUGACCUUCAAAUGCGCAUGCGUGGAUGUGCCGUUCGGAGGCGGUAAAGCCGGCGUCAAAAUAGAACCGAAAAAGUAUUCCGAACACGAAUUGGAGAAGAUCACGAGGCGGUUUACCCUCGAAUUGGUCAAGAAAGGAUUCAUCGGGCCCAGCAUUGAUGUGCCUGCCCCAGAUAUGGGUACUGGCGAGAGAGAAAUGUCUUGGUUAGCAGACACCUAUGCCAAAACCAUUGGUUACCAAGACAUCAACAACCAUGCCUGUGUAACGGGCAAACCCAUCAACCAGGGUGGUAUCCAUGGUAGAGUGUCUGCCACUGGACGUGGUGUAUUCCAUGGUAUUGAGAACUUCAUCAACGAAGAAAGCUACAUGCAAAUGUGCGGCUUGAAGACCGGCUGGAAAGACAAGACAUUCAUCAUUCAAGGUUUCGGUAAUGUGGGUCUUCACACCAUGAGGUACCUCCAUAGGGCCGGUGCCAAGUGUAUCGGCAUCGCCGAAUUCGAUGGAUCCAUCAUCAACGAAAAUGGUAUCGAUCCCAAGGAUCUCGAAGAUUACCGUGUUUCAAAUGGUACGAUUGUGGGAUUCCCAGGAGCCAAGGCCUACGAUGGGAAUCUCCUUUUCCACAAAUGCGACAUUUUGGUGCCCGCUGCUACAGAAAAGGUCAUCACCAAAGACAAUGCUGACCGAGUUCAAGCAAAGAUUAUCGCCGAGGCUGCCAACGGACCGCUAACUCCCGCCGCCGAUCAGAUUCUGAUCCAAAAGAACGUGCUGGUGAUCCCCGAUCUCUACGUGAAUGCUGGUGGUGUGACAGUCUCCUUCUUCGAAUGGUUGAAGAAUAUCAAUCACGUGUCGUACGGCAGAUUGACCUUCAAAUACGAGAGGGAUUCCAAUUACCAUUUGUUGCAAUCCGUUCAGGAAUCUUUGGAAAGGAAAUUCACUGAUGCAGGGAAGAUUCCCAUAAUCCCUUCGGUGGCUUUCCAAAAGAGGGUGGCAGGUGCUUCUGAAAAAGAUAUCGUCCAUUCCGGUCUCAGUUUCACGAUGGAACGAUCUGCCAAGGCCAUCAUGAGUACAUCAGAAAAAUACAACUUGGGCCUAGAUUUGAGAAGCUCGGCUUAUAUCAACUCUGUUACUAAGAUUUUCAACACCUACUCUGAAGCUGGACUCACCUUCUAAGUUACAACUUUUUUCAUUAUAAUAUAUUAUGAAGCUUGCAUUGUGUACUGUGAUUUUAAAGAUUUUGUAUUCAUCAUGGAUAUAUUUAGAUAAUCUUAUCGUUUUAACAUUUCUGAAGAUCCGUUUUGUUUAGGAGAUACAGGGCGACCAAAAUUUCAGAUUUAUUUCCAUGCUACUUUUUCGAAUUUUUAAUAAAUUCUAGAUCUAUCUGGAAAGCAAUAAUAAUUAUUCAUUUCCUCCAUAUUCAUUUAUAUUUUCCGCAUUAGGAACCAUUUCGAAUUUAUUAUCGGAAUAUGGUUUAUUUCAUCAACCGCUCAUUUUUAUGAAUAGGUGGAAAUAAAAAAUAUAAAUUCCUC